AUGCGCAGUGAGGUGGCCUGUCUACUCGCUUUGUCUGGCGCAGCCCUGACUAAUGCGUUGAGUCUGGAGAAGAGAGACAAUCCGGCGGUUCUUGCGGUGCCAAUGGUACGCGACACUUCGCGUCAGCUUUCCAAGCGAUCGAAGACUGUCGGCGUCAAUCUUAACAAAGAGCGCGAUAUUUACGUAUCCUAUGUCGGAAAUGUGACUUUUGGCUCCCCGCCCCAGAGUUUCCUAGCUUACUUCAACACCUGGGGCAAUGGCUGUUGGCUUGGAAGCGCGGAUGACGGCGUUUGCGGCGUCUACGGGGAGCGGUCCCUUUGUGGUGAAUAUGGAGGCUACAACCUGACUGCCUCAACUACUGCCAAAAAGCUCGACGAGAAAUUCACAUAUGAUGAUUUCGGUGAACUCGUAAAUGGGGAUUUCGUGACCGAUGUCCUGGCAAUUGGUAAUGUCACAGUGGACGCUAUGAAGAUGGGAAUCGACGAGGAUAGUGAAAUGACUUCUAAUAGUUUGGGUCUUGGAUACGGAAAUGUAUCUUCCAUCUCCCUGACCCAGGCACUAGCCAACGCCGGUACCAUUAACUCUCCGGCUUUCAGUCUUUGGGACCAGACAAUUCUAUUCGGAGGCGUUAACAAGGCCAGGUACUACGACUCUCUCUACACUUUUCCCAUCGUCAACGGAUCAGACCUUGCAAAAGCUUUCCGUAUCAAUAUGGAUGGCAUCUCGAUCAAAGAAACAUCCGCGGCGUCGAAUAAGUUUCCCCUGGAUGCUGUCUUCAACACUGCAUAUGAUAUGACCUACGUGCCCAAGUUUGUGGCUCAGGCCCUGAAUUCCCAGAUUGGCAACACCUCCGUUCCAGAUGACUACGGACAAGUCAACUUCUCUUGUAGUGCAGUAGGCGAGAACGCGACUAUAGAGUUCAAGUUCGGGGAAUUGGAAUUACAAUUCUACCUCAGCGAUUUUAUUGCCCAAAAUAGUGACGUCGGCGAUAAUGAGGGGCCGUAUCCUGGCGAGGAGACGUGCUAUUUCACGAUCUGUGAGAACACCGACCUCCAAUAUGAGGGAAGCAUUGUUUUGGGCUCCAACUUCAUGAGCAAGGUUUAUGCAGUCUUUGAUCUUGAGAACGACGAGGUCUCAUUGGCGAAUCUUGUUAUUUGGAAUACGCUCUGGGAAGCAGACGCUCCGGUCGAUAUUGUCGAGAUUACUUCGGGCAAGAAUGGUGUGCCUGGGGCGAAGAAGAGCUCGGGCUCGGGUAAAAAUGGUGACUCGAGCAAGAAUGGUGAGGCUGAGGCAAAGAAGAACUUGGCUACGCACAUCAAAAAAGGCCUGAGGACGGGGGCUUUGGUGGUCGGUGCUGCUGUGAUGAUCCUGAUCUUCUAG
Messenger RNA from Penicillium expansum, 1380 nucleotides. RefSeq names its product Peptidase aspartic, catalytic. The record is from RefSeq and is a predicted model, not a curated record. The coding region runs from base 1 to 1380 and encodes 459 amino acids. The transcript has 3 exons. NCBI's taxonomy places the organism in Eukaryota, Fungi, Ascomycota, Eurotiomycetes, Eurotiales, Aspergillaceae. Gene Ontology annotation, biological process: proteolysis. Gene Ontology annotation, molecular function: aspartic-type endopeptidase activity.